This is a messenger RNA of Durusdinium trenchii, 2554 nucleotides long. The record is from the annotation of a GenBank genome assembly. NCBI's taxonomy places the organism in Eukaryota, Dinophyceae, Suessiales, Symbiodiniaceae.
GGCAAAUCAAUACACCAAACUGACUGUUUUGAAUUGAAACCGCGCAUGACGAUUCUGGCGAUUGGGCUCAAGGUGCUUGGUUCACGAUGAAGCAGUGCCUUGAGUUCGGAAGCUGUGCCUCAUCUUUUCAAGCCACAAGCGCAUCGAGGUCGGGGAAGCACGGCGUGGCAGAUAGGCUAUGGCAAGAUUUCCCUUGGAGUGACACUAGGUCAACUGCAAACUGUGGCAGAGGUGCGUUGACAUUUGACAGCUUUAACUCAUACCAGCAACAACAUGGCUGGCAGCAACAGCCAUCCCCGAACCAGCAACAACAUGGGUGGCAGCAACACCCGCCCUCAAACCAGCAACAAAACGGGUGGCAACAACACCCGCCCCCAAACCAGCAACAAAACGGGUGGCAGCAACACCCGCCCCCAAACCAGCAACAAAACGGGUGGCAGCAACACCCGCCCCCAAACCAGCAACAAAACGGGUGGCAGCAACACCCACCCCCAAACCAGCAACAACAUGGGUGGCAGCAGCAAGGAGGGUCACACCAACAGCCAGUCCCCACACAAAACUCAAACCCAACCAAUCAAAACCAGGAGGACACACACGUGAAGCACCAUGACAAAGAGUCGCCCAGCGAGCCAACGAUUGACAAGGACAAUGACAGCAACCAAGAUGAAGAUGCUGAGAAUGAGGCUGAUCCAGUACCAGAGCCGAAGGUCCCUGAAGCCUCCAAAAAGAAGCUUGAAGAGGAGAAGGUGAUGGAGACCAAGAAGGUGCAGAAGGAGGAGGCUGAGGAAAGAGAAAAGGCAGCAAAAAAGGAGGAUGAAGCAAACGAAAGAGAGGAAAUAGAGGAAAAAGCCAAGGAGAUGCUGAAGUCUUUACCACCGCUGCCAGAGGAUGAUCAGGCAAACCAUAGAAGCUGGGAGUCGCAGCUUUCAUCGAAGGAUGUGAAACAUCAAAUGGAAGCUAGUCGUGAGAUGGAUAAGCUGCGGGACAAACAGCAUGCGGGUGCGUUCUUUGUUCAGGGGCGACGUCCUGCCAGUGGUUUUCUGCACUUUGCAGACCCACAGGCUCCGCCGGGGCACUUUUCAUCGGAGAGUGCCAGAGCCAGUGCCACAGAAGAGGAGGACCACGCGAACCAUCGCAGUUGGGAAGCGAAGCUCACUGCCGAAGACCUGAAAAGUCAAAUGACAGCGAGUCGUGAGCGAGAUUCCUUAAGAGGAAAACCCCUGGCCGAAGCUGGAGGAAAUGAAGGAGCUGACGAAGGAGCUGGUGGUGCCAGUGGUGGAGCCAGUAGCGAAGGUAGUGGAGGGAUUCGAGGCAAACGUGGAGAAGGAAGGGGAGCUGCCAAGCGCUCCGCUGAUCUCACCGGUGAUGAGGACGAAGGUGAAAUGAAGGACAAGACGGAGGUUGAAGUCACAAAGGAACCAGGCGGAGCUGAAGCUGCCUCCAGAGUCGUGCUGCUGCCCGUGGUAAGGCAGAUUGGAGAGUCUGUGGGUCUUCACAGCAGUCUCCAGAAUCACAUCACGACCUUUGACCUGGCUCUGAAGCACUCGCGCGCUCCAAAGUUCUUUUGUGGAAGAGAAGGAGCUCCAACACACGAGCUUCAACCGGACGAUCAUCCUGCCAUUUAUUUCCGCUUUCCGGUGAAGAAUGUCAACGUUGAGCUUACCAAUCUUGGCAAGAACGGUCAAGGUGAAAAGGAAGUGAUUUGGAGUGCAACAUACUCAUCAGACACGCCAAUCACCGGUGUCCCAGGGAACAUGCUGCCGGAUAGCGGUGACCAAAUUCGCUACAAGCCACCGUGUUAUGCUGCCAAAGCCAAGAACCGUGUGGAAUUGCGAGUGAUAGCAGACGACCCAAUCAGAGACACGCCAGAAGAAGUUCGUGCAGAGGCAGUCCACAAGAAGAUCACAGAUCGCAGCAUUGACGAAGUGGUCGACUUUCAGGUGCAACUCUUUGACCGAAACGACCCAAUCAUCAGUGCAAGGUCUGCAAGGGGCAGCAUGGCACCCGCCUCUUACCGCUAUGGAAGUGAACUGUCACAAUCUUCGCGGUAUGGACAAAGAGGGAUGUUUGGUCAAGAUGGAGGAGGUCCUGGUCGUGGCGAAGAUAGAGGCCCAGGAGCCGCUGGUGUUGGAGCCUUUGGCACUGCCGAGGAAGCUGAAGCCUACGGGGAGAUGCUCCGGGACCUUGUCAAGUACAAAAAGUAUCCUUACAUCGAAUCAGGAGCACCUUGGGUAUGGAUGCUGCCUCCAAUCAGGAAGAGGCUUCAAUCUUCAAGGAAGAAGUUGUUAUUGUUCCUCUAGCUCUGAUUUCAUGGACUGAGCCGCUCAAGCAACUGGCCUUGUUGCCGAAGCUACGCCGCUCUACUGCUCUGCCUCAAGCUAUUCAAGCUCAUGAAGCUGUCCACGAAGCUCGAGUAAAUGUUCUAAGUUGACAGACCUGGAGCCUCUUAGAGACGCAAAGCUGCCUCCUGCCGCUCUGGGCGAUUUGUAGGGAUUCUUCAUGAAGUCGGUGGCUCACAGUGGCACGCUGAUUGAUAGUGCACUGCGGAAAGAAA